UGACUCUUCCGGUGCGCCACAUAUUCACCGCCACAUCCCAUUAUGCAUAUACCGCCACACCCAGUGACUCAGCGCCCAGUAUAUCAAAAUCUCUUCCUCGCGCUCUUCCCCACGCUCCUCCUCACACUCUUUCUCCACAUUUUCAUUUUAUCGAUGUCCAAUAUCGUCCACAUCAUCGACGUGGAAAGCGGUAACCUCCGCUCCUUACAGAAUGCAAUCGAGUUUCUCGGCUAUGAGGCCCGCAUCGUGAAGCGCGCGGACGACCCGGCGCUUGCGACGGCCACGCGUGUGUUUUUACCUGGCGUGGGUAAUUACGGGCACUUUGUACAGCAGGUUCGUGCACGCGGUUUUGUUGCGCCGUUGGAGGCAUACAUUGCAAGCGGGCGCCCGUUGAUGGGCAUCUGUGUUGGACUCCAGUCGUUGUUUACCGGUUCUGAGGAGUCCCCGGGCGCCGGUAGUGAGGGAUUGGGCUACAUAUCUUACGAGUUGUCCAAGUUCCAGACCCUCGACUCUUCUGUCGAUGGCGGAAGGAAGUCCGUUCCGCAUAUUGGCUGGAACAGCAUUGUUUUACCGGCAGUGAGCGGCUCGCUGUUAUACGGCUUAAACCCCUCGUCAAAGUAUUAUUUCGUCCACUCCUAUGCCGCAGUGUGUUCGGCGGAACAGCAGAAUGAGCUCAUCGCUCAGGGCUGGGAGCUUGCAGUUGGUAGAUACGGCUCGGAGGAGUUUGUUGCGGCGGUAUCGCGUGCAAACGUGUUUGCGACGCAGUUCCACCCGGAAAAGUCUGGGCACGCCGGGUUGAAGGUCAUCAAGGCCUUUCUCGACCAGACGAAGCACACCCCGCUUUCGGCCCAGGAAACCGUUUCCUCUGACAUUGAGGUCACCUCCACGGGCUUGACCCGAAGAAUCAUUGCCUGUUUGGAUGUCCGCACCAACGACAACGGCGAUUUGGUUGUUACCAAGGGUGACCAGUACGAUGUGCGUGAAAAGUCCGAAGGUGGCGACGUCAGAAACCUUGGGAAACCGGUAGAGUUGGCCGAAAAGUACUUUAAGCAGGGCGCGGAUGAAGUCACCUUCCUCAACAUCACAUCGUUUAGAAACUCCCCGGUGAGGGAUGCUCCGAUGAUCGAGGUCUUGCGAUUGGCCGCAAAGACCGUGUUUGUUCCGUUGACGGUAGGCGGGGGGAUCAAGGAUGUGACGGAUCCAGAUGGAACCGUUGUUCCGGCAAGAGACGUCGCGGGCAUGUACUUCGCGGCGGGGGCUGACAAGGUGUCAAUUGGGACGGACGCCGUAUUGUUUGCGGAAAAGUACUAUGCGAAUGGCGAAAAGGGCGAUGGAACUUCGCCCAUGGAGACGAUUUCCAAGCCGUACGGGGUUCAGGCGGUUGUCAUUUCCGUGGAUCCAAAGCGUUUCUACGUGUCGGAUCCAAAAGACGUCCCAUAUGCCACCAUUAAGACCCAGUUCCCAGGCCCUAGCGGCGAACAAUAUUGCUAUUACAAGGUAACCUCACAGGGCGGCCGUAAGGUGCACGACUUGGGUGCCCGCGAGUUUGUGGUUGCUUGCGAGGCCCUCGGUGCCGGUGAAAUCUUGUUAAAUUGUAUUGAUAAGGAUGGCAGCAAUUCCGGGUACGACUUGGAGUUGAUUGACCAGGUCAAGGGUGCGGUGAGCAUCCCUGUAAUUGCCUCGUCAGGGGCUGGCAGACCGGAGCACUUCGAAGAGGUUUUCCGCAAGACCAAGACCGAUGCCGCGUUGGGUGCCGGAAUGUUCCACCGAGGGGAGUAUGAGGUGAGCGACGUCAAAAAGUAUCUCACCGAGAAGAAGAUGUGUGUGAGAUUGGACAAAAUUGAGUUUUAGGAGAUGUGAUGUACGUUAAUGAGUAUUUGAUAGAAAGCCA
Molecule: messenger RNA, 1891 nt
Organism: Babjeviella inositovora NRRL Y-12698
Lineage: Eukaryota; Fungi; Ascomycota; Pichiomycetes; Serinales
Gene: HIS7
Product: imidazoleglycerol-phosphate synthase
Exons: 1
Coding region: 43-1851 (602 amino acids)
Biological process (GO): L-histidine biosynthetic process
Molecular function (GO): oxo-acid-lyase activity; imidazoleglycerol-phosphate synthase activity
Source: RefSeq, a predicted model, not a curated record